Zootermopsis nevadensis is the source of this 1563-nucleotide messenger RNA. Lineage: Eukaryota; Metazoa; Arthropoda; Insecta; Blattodea; Termopsidae. The record is from RefSeq and is a predicted model, not a curated record.
GUGUUUGGUGAACAAGUUAUCGAUCAGUGGCCUCCGCGUUCCCCAGACUUAAACCCGUGCGAUUUUUACCUGUGGGGCAUGCUGAAAAACAAAGUUUACGUAAACAAUCCGUCUCAUAAAUUGUAGACCCGGUACAAGGGAAGUAGGUCUACUAGCAAGCAUGAAACAUCAGUUCUUGUAAAAUUUAAAUACACACCAUUCAGUUACGUCCAAAUGUUUCAUUAAAGAUCGGUAACAAUAGCUUGAGUGUCUGUGUUAAAGUUCACCUUUGAAAAGGUUGUAUUAAUUUAGUGUCGUUACAUGUUCUUUGAACAUGUGCAUGAAAUAAACACAUACAGGGCCAACCAUGUCUGUCUGUCCAUCCCUAUAUCUACAUGAUUCAAGUGAAGAACAGUAGCAUGGACUUUGAUAAAAUUUGGUGUGAAAGUUAUGUUACUGGAGGCUAUCCAAAAUGAUACCAAUUAAUUUCCUACAAUUGGUAAUACCAACAUAACAAAUGGACAUAUUUAUGAGGUUAGAAUGACAUUACUGCCACUUACUAUUCGGUCAUACAACAAUGUAUGGUAAUAGGUCUUUGAGAAUAUGCAAGGACACCAACCUGCAGAUAUGGACCCAUGCUUGAAGGAUCUCCUGAAGGAACUAAUGUGUCCAAUCUGUCUAGAGUAUAUUAGGCCACCCAUUCCCAUGUGUGAAAAUGGCCACAGCGUAUGCAAGACCUGCAGGCAGAAGCUCCUGAAUUGCCCAGUCUGCAGAGGCAUGUUCUCAUAUAAGAGGUGUUUUCUUCUUGAGAACAUGACCAAGAAAAUGAAGUACCCGUGUAAAUAUUACAACCGAGGAUGUCCCAGGGCAUUUUACCUACAGCAUAUUGAGGAGCACGAAGACCAGUGUCAACAUCAGCCAUCUAAAUGCCCAUUUUCAUUUGUCGGUAAGGCGAGCUGCACCUGGGAGGGCAGCAUGACUGAUAUCAGACAGCACAUGGAGAAUAAGCACAUGGGACCAAGCAACCAAUCAAAUGCAACUGGGAGUAAUAAUGGACAAUUUCUGUGUGAAGAAAUCAAAACUACAGGGGAAUGGUACACACCAAUAUUCAGAAUGGGUGAAAUUUUCUUUUUAUUAUCCAAAAUCAUAAACAACAAUUUGUAUGUUAGUAUUCUGCAGGUGGCACUAAAGAGGGGGGCACCUAAUUACUCCUACAAGGUCACAAUGAAGCCGCAGGAUGGGUCAAAGAAUGUGUCAUUAUGCAGAGCCAUUAAACCAUAUUUAAGUUACUUUAACACAUCUCCCACAAAACAUAAUUCUGCCAUUUUUCAAGAAGACUGCUGGAAGAAGUGUAUUGAUGCACAAAACCGUCUUGUAUAUAGAAUAGAAAUAUUCACCCUAUAACGAUGCACCAUUGCUGUCAUUACGACUGCAUCGUAUUAUGCCACAAUUGUAUAUACAGGUGAGUCAAAAGUAUGUUUACAAACUUUGUGGUUAUGUUCCUGGAUCAAAAAUAAGAAAAAAAAAUUCUAUGAACAUGGGGUCACAAAUGCUUCUUUUUCGAAAUAAUAGCCAAAAAUAAUU